This is a messenger RNA of Fusarium verticillioides 7600, 498 nucleotides long. RefSeq lists its product as hypothetical. The record is from RefSeq and is a predicted model, not a curated record. The transcript has a single exon. NCBI's taxonomy places the organism in Eukaryota, Fungi, Ascomycota, Sordariomycetes, Hypocreales, Nectriaceae. Bases 1 to 375 code for a protein of 124 amino acids.
AUGUCCUUCAUCUAUCUCAACCGCGCAACGCACGUCAUAUCUCUCGUCCCCGCUCUCUUCGGGAUCAAUCUCCUCACCCGCCCGGAAGCAACCCUCCAAUCCUUCCAAUACCCUAUCCCGACAGACCCCCAAGCUCAAAAGCUUGUCCGCGGCCUCGCACGUAUCUACGGAUGUCGAAAUCUCGUCGUCAGCUUUUUGUUCUUUAAUAUCAGCCUCACCGGGGAUAAGAAGCUUAUGAGUUUUGGGUACCUUGGGGCGCUGGCUAUGUGUGUUACUGAUGGGCUUGUGGCGAGGAAUGUUGUUGGACAUGGGGAGUGGCAGCAUUGGUCGUUUGCGCCGCUUUGUGUUGGGUUGUUGAUUGGGUUGAACUGGUGAAGUGGACUUUGUCUGCGAUUAGUCUCGUCAAACGUAGUCAGAUUGGAUGAUAGAUCUACGGCUACUGGCUAUGAAACGGCUUGCAGCAUAUUUAUAUCGUAAAGGAUAACAUUUAUACUCCUG